This is a messenger RNA of Polyodon spathula (Mississippi paddlefish), 6359 nucleotides long. Its product is annotated as interferon-induced very large GTPase 1-like. Lineage: Eukaryota; Metazoa; Chordata; Actinopteri; Acipenseriformes; Polyodontidae. Bases 177 to 5504 code for a protein of 1775 amino acids. Gene Ontology annotation, molecular function: GTP binding. The record is from RefSeq and is a predicted model, not a curated record. The transcript has 4 exons.
UCUUUACAAGUUGAGUCAGAGAUAUUGUUUAUAUGAUAAAGCAUGAGAUCCCAGAGACUGUACACAUUUGAAAGCAGCUGAGAGACUUAUUUUUAAAAUACAAAACCGAGAAUGAUGACAAAGAAAAAAAGAACACUUUAAAAGGCAAGAUACUGAACAGAGCACAUCUUUUCAAGAUGAACAAAUCAGUCAAGGAUCACAUCAUAGAAUCCUUGGAUAACCUGGUGAAAGAUAAGCUGAAUAGAUUUAAAAGCAAGCUAUGUGAAGGGGAAGACAAAUUCCCAAAAGGAAAAGUUGACAAAUAUGAUUCAGCUGAAUUGGUAGACUGCAUGAUUAGCUGCUACGGAGAAACAGGUGCAGCUCAAAAGACAAUUCAGAUACUAGAAGCCAUUAACCAGAGGGAUACAGCUGAAAUGCUGAAGGAGAAGCUACAACAUGAGGCAGCAGCAGCACCAAGGACCGGGGGAGUCGUGGUGGCAACAGGGGUAGGGGCAGUUGGCAGAGAAGUAGUGGCAAAUGUAAGCCCAGCAACAGGGGCAGGCAUAGAAACAGGGACAAGAGCCCCUACAGGGACAGGGGACCCACUAGAGACAGACAUAGAAAUAGGGACAGAGGCCACAACAGAGACAGCCAUAGAAACAUUGACAGGGGUCACAACAAAGACAAGCAUAAAAACAGGGACAGGGGCCACAGCAAAGACAAGCACAGAACCAGGGACAGGGGCCACAACAGAGAAAAGCACAGAAACAAGGGUCUUAGCAUGGUUAGCUAGAUUACCACCAGUAAAAGCCAUAUUCAAAAGGUUAUAUUCAUCAAAAACUGAAGAUACGAGCAAGGACUCAGUUCACACAACCAGACAAGAUACAAGAGAAACCCAUCUAAAAGAUUUGCUGUGCAAACUCGGAUUGGAGAACUGUUACACAAGCAAGAUAUCGCUGAGUACAGUUCUUGAGAUUGGUAAAGCGACCAUUACAGAUGAACCGAUUCAGUCAUUAAAAAAACUCCCUUGGCGCUUUCUGAAAAGACUAAUGAUGGUAAAUGUGACAUCUAGUGUUUCUGAGCUUAUGGGUGACAAGGAUAAUGAUGCAAAAGACAGUAAUCGAAUCAAUCCAUUAGAUAUCAUAACAGCACUCUUUCUGUGCUCAGAUAGCUUCCUGCAGCAGGAAUUGAUGUUAAAAAUGUCGAUGUGCCAGUUUGCUGUACCUCUCUUGCUCCCCGACUGCAGCACUAGCCAAUGUACAUUGAUGCUGUGGGCCAUGCGAGACAUUGUGAAGAAGUUUAGGCCUCAUUCAUUAAUGGACCUAAAUGGGUUUGUAGAAGACAGUAUAGUCAGCACUGCCAUUCCAAUGAUCUCUUUUGUCAGGCUAUGUGACUGCAGUUUAUCAAAGUCUCAGAUUCUGAAUAAGGUGCUCAGCAACCCCCAGCAAUAUCGUGAUUUUUUUAUCCAUUUUGACAUGGAAUGUGGUGACGUUACACGGAGAAUUUCAAACGGUCUAGUUGAAAUAGGUUGGUACCUUCCUUGUGGAAAGAAAACCUUGGACAUCUUUCCAGAACCUGUAGCUGUUGCCAACCUUCGUGGAGAUCUCCUUUCCUUUGAGAAACAGUUUUCCAUUUUAGGUCUUACAUCUUCGGCAGUCUUUAUUUUUUUUGACAGUAUUACAGAGGAGGAGUACACGUUCUUGUCCUCUGGAAUAAAUAUGAAAGCCCAAUUGUUUUUAGUUGCAAACUGCCCAAAGGAGACAGAGAAAAAUGCAAACUCCCCGAAAGACUUAGCAUCAAAGUUCAAAUUAAAUGAAAAUCAUAUUCUUUUUAAGAACAAGCAGAUCAAUGAUUCAAAUUUUGUGAAAAAUCUGCGCUUAACUAUGAAGGACAUUAUUAUAAAAAGUAAACACAAAAUGACAGUAGAAGGCAUGUCUGCUAUAGCAUAUGAAUUGGGGAUCUCUGUAGAUGAAGACUGCACUGAAUGUCAGAAUGCUAAGAAAAAUGCUGCAGAAAUCACAUCUAGAAUCAACGAUGUGGUGCGAUAUAAAGAGGAUCAGUUGCCAUUGCAAGGGAAGCUUUGGAAGGAGCUGACUAAAAUAGAAAAGGAGGAGUGCAGACUGCGGAAGGCAGGAGACCAGCCUAUUGAAGAAUAUAAGACUUAUCUGCAAAGAGAAAAACAGAAACUGCGACAAGAGCAAGUCGGGUGUGAAAUAUCUGAAGUAAUGCUGUGUUUCAUCACUGCCCUAUCCAAUUCGAACAAAGAAGAGCGAUCCUAUUUUCUCAAGUGGAUGAGGAUGAACUUGGAUGUUGCAACCCGAAAAAAACUUUCUGGUCUUUGUGAUGAGUACAAAGAAAGGUGUUGCAAGUUCUCAGAGAACAAAGAGAAAAUUGCAGACCUGGAUAGACAAAUAUCAAACAGCUCUUUAGGAAUUGAACAUUUAAUGCGUGAAAUGGGGCAGCUGUAUGAAGCUGCAUGCUCCCUUCCUUCUAAUAGUGCAUCUUAUCAGCAAUUUCAUCUACUUCCCAGUUUGGGGGCUGGUCUGCUGUUAGACGGUAUUCCUCUUGAACUGGUAGAUGGAGAUACCUCCAAUAUCCCUGUAAAAUGGGUGACUGAUGUUCUAACAGAACUUGACAGGAAAGUCCAACACAAUAGCAGGGUACUGGUUGUAACAGUGAUAGGAGUACAAAGCACUGGGAAGUCUACACUCCUCAACACAAUGUUUGGGGGUCAGUUUGCAGUUAGCAGUGGUAGAUGCACGAGAGGAGCCUUCAUGCUGUUAAUCAGAGUCAAAGAGGAUCUUAGAGAAGAGCUAAACUGUGAUUUUAUCUUGGUAAUCGACACUGAAGGUCUCAAAUCUCCAGCACUGGCACAACUAGAAGACAGCUAUGAACAUGACAAUGAGCUUGCAACACUGGUAGUUGGAUUGAGUGAUGUCACCAUAAUAAACAUCGCAAUGGAGAACUCCACAGAGAUGAAAGAUAUCCUACAGAUCGUGGUGCACGCCUUUCUUAGAAUGGACAAAGUGGGAAAGAAACCAAAGUGUUACUUUGUACACCAGAAUGUGGGGGACGUGUCUGCUCAUGACAAAAACAUGCAGGACAGAAAAAUGCUUUUAGCACAGCUGAAUGAAAUGACAGAGGCAGCUGCAAGAAUGGAGAAGCAGGAUAUUGACAGAAAAUUCACUGAUAUAAUGGAGUAUGAUCUUGAGAAAAAUAACUGGUACAUCCCGGGCCUGUGGCAUGGUAACCUUCCAAUGGCAGCUGUGAACACUGGCUAUAGUGAAGCUGUGUAUGAGUUCAAGAAAAGCUUGAUUGGAGUUUUAAAAAGUUGUAAAGAUCAGAAUCCUGAAAAAAUUACAGAGUUCUUAACAUGGAUGCAAAGUUUGUGGAAAGCUGUUAAAUAUGAGAAUUUCAUCUUCAGCUUCAGAAACAGUCUAGUGGCUGAGGCUUACAGUAAUGUGUGUGUUGCAUAUAAUGAAUGGGAAUGGGCCUUCCAAAAGCACAUGUACAAAUGGCUGGCAAACACUGAGACAAGGAUUUCAAAUACCAAAAAACAGUCCUCAGAACUUGAUGAGUUUCUCAGUAUUUUAAAAGCUGAGGCAUCUGCAGAACUAACAUCUCAAGAAGUGUCAACUCUGGAAAAAUUAGCUAAAUACUAUGAAAGAAAUGAUGGACAUAUUAAUCUUGUAGAAAGGUACAGAGCAACCUUUGAGAGCAGCAUUAAGACUCUCCGAAUUGAAAUUGAAGACUCUUUGGCAACGAAGUGCACAGCAGCUAUUGAUUUUCAAAAACAGAGGAGGAAAGUACAUGAAAUCAAUUUGACACAUAAAUCAAUAUUAGAAGAAAGAGUAUUGCAGCUGAUUAGAGACUGUAGGGAAAGGAAUGUGAUACCUGGUGAGCUGGAAGAAGAAUUUGAAAAGAUGUGGGAAGAGACAGUGAAAGGACUGAACUUUAAAGGUUUACAGAAGCAAGACAUUGAAUCAAGUGUCUUUAAUAUGUUGAGAAAACAAUUAGAAAGGCAUGGAGGUGCAGUUAUGAAGGUGUUAAAUGAAACCAAAAAUUUUAUUAAAGUUGGAAAUACACAGUUUAUUGUAACUGAUGAACACUUUCAUUGUGCAUUGCACCAGAAAUACUUUAGUGAGGAAGCAUAUACAAAGUCACAAUCUGUAAUAGAACAGUGCAGGCAGUUCAUAUCAGACAAACGAGGCAGUAAAACUGACUACCACGAGACCUACACCAGAGAGCUGCUGGAAAUGAUAGAUGUCAAGCUGAAGGAAAUUGAGAAGCUCAAGACCAACGACAAGUUUGAAGUUGCUCUGAAGCUGCACAUCUGUGGGUUUGCUGCCAGGGAAUUCCAAAAGAUGCACGAAGAUUUCUUGAAAGCCAACGACCCCCUGAAACAACUGGAAAAGUCCAAACCACAGUACUGUUCUGACUUCGUAGAUCUUUACCAUGAAAAAGAUCAAUGCAAAAAGAAAGCUGAAAAAUUCACACAGCGCUGCCUUGAACCUGCAGUAAGGGAUUAUAUCUUUAAAACCAUUGGGAUAGAUGUUGCAGAUGAAAUACUGACAGGUGCACACUCCCAGAAAUACAGCACCCGGUCAACUUUUCAGCAUUCCCUUUUGAAGCAAAUGCUGAAUGAAAAGGAUUUCAGAAAAUAUGUGGAUUACAUUAGUGACUAUGAGAAGUGUGUAAAGAAUUGGAUAUUUAAUUAUAUUCUUGAGCUAUUUUCUAAAGAUCAAAUCCUUUCAGAAUUAGAAGUGAAGCGUCUUGAAACAAUAACAAAGAAAAUACGAAAAGCUAUUGAAGAAGAAAAAAAGAAAGAAACCUCAAGAAAUGAAAACGAAAGCAUAUCAGUGUUUAUUGAAAAUGUUUGCAGUAGCCUGAACAGUGAUAUUGUGAUUUCUACAGACAAUCUUGGAUUUCAGUGUGUCAAAGACAAAGAAAACACAAAGGAGUUCAUUGGGCAUCUGGAGUAUUAUGUUGAAAAAAUGAAGACAUCUCUAAGUUCUGAGUUUUCUCAAGUUUGUGAUAUCACCAAGAAACUUAACAGUCUGCCAUUCAAGCCACAGGACGUGCUGUUCAAGAGGGUGUUUGGUUGUGGAAAGCAGUGUCCAUUCUGCAAGGUCCCCUGUGAGGCAGGAGGCAAGGACCACACUGUACACCACGCAUCAGUGCAUCGACCACAAGGGCUGGGGACAUACAGAUAUGUAACCAACAAGAAGCUAACUGAGACUAUAUGUACGUCUGAUGUAUUCAGUGAAAACACAUUUCGGAAUAGUGACACAGAGUGGAAGCCUCAUCCCUAUAAAGACUAUCGGAGAUUUUACCCUGACUGGAACAUUGCUCCCGAUCCCAGUAUUAAAGCCUCUGACUACUGGAAGUACGUGCUGACUACCUUUAAUAACGUAUUUGCAAAAGAGUAUAAUGCAAAGCCUGCUGAUGCCCCUGAAGAAUGGAAAAACAUAACAGAUGAACAAGCACUGGCAAGUUUAAACGAGCUGUUUAACAUUAAAACUUGAGUUGUAAAUGCCAGGCUAAAUCAUUCGAAUGGAAUAAGCAUUGGGAAUGUUGUGAUGCAACAGAAAAGGAAUCCAAGGCUGUAUAUUACCAUAUAUGAUCUGAGGGGACUGGACCCUCUGAUCUCCUUCAUUAAUGAUAGAAAAAAAGUAUAAAUGUUAGCGAAAAAAACUAACUCCAGUGUUUCCUUGUUUCAUCUUUUUUUUUUCUUCUUGAAUGUAAAAACUAUUCCUCAAGGAAUAUCUUUAAAACUGAACACCUGAGAUUGUACUUGUUUUGUACUUGAUUGAGCUCUUGUACCCUUUGAACUAUAUAAGAUUGCAUGUACUAUACUAAAACUCCUUAUACAGUAUCAAAUAUUCUUGGCACGUCUUUGGGUUAAUAUAAAGCUUUAGCCAUAUUAUGCAUGCUGAAUACCAACAUAAGAAAAUACAUUUUGUUUCUUCAGUUUUUGUACCUGAUAUUUUGCAGCCAGGUAAAAUGAACAAGUCGCAUGACUGCCGAGUUGAAAUGAGAAAGGAAGUGAAAAAGUAAGGCAAGGACAAUGAGAACUUUCUUGAACCUAGAGCAGUAACAGAUAUCAUUUUAAGAAUACAUGUGUUAGAAAAUGUGUUUAUUUGAAAACAACAUAUUUGAGACAAAUGGAAGUGCGUGACAGGCAAGUUGUAGAAUUAUUUUAUCAGCUACAAACAGGUGUGGGAGUCUUGAUACUUGUAAUGUGAUUUCUAUGUAAAAUGAAUCAUUAGUCAAUUUUUUUCUCUGCUGCCUGCUUUUGUAACAUUAUGCUUACACUCAUGUUUUCACAUUAUUUCAAAUAUGUUGCAUUGAAAAAUAAAGUUUUGUUAAAUUUCAAACAC